Molecule: messenger RNA, 2399 nt
Organism: Solanum tuberosum (potato)
Lineage: Eukaryota; Viridiplantae; Streptophyta; Magnoliopsida; Solanales; Solanaceae
Product: cysteine-rich receptor-like protein kinase 2
Exons: 8
Coding region: 189-2126 (645 amino acids)
Biological process (GO): protein phosphorylation
Molecular function (GO): protein kinase activity; ATP binding
Source: RefSeq, a predicted model, not a curated record
AAAAGAGACUUCCCUCACCAAACGACCCAUUAAUGAAUAUAAAAUUUCCCUUUCAUUUUUCCCUCUUUCUCUGUUUCUACAACUUUGGCAGCAGCUGAUCAGUUUGCACCGGCGAUAUCUUUUUCCGACUCAAAAUCCGGCGAAUUCAGACCGUUCAGAGCUCAGAAGGACGUUCUCAUUUGGCAAAAAUGGAAAGAGCAACCCCUUCAAUGUUAUGUAGUCACUUUGUUAUUUUGUUGAUCCUACUUCUACCAGAUACAUCAGUGGCUGAACCAAGAUCCCAGAUAGUCCAGCUCAUAUGUGAAAACGGAACGACAGUUUCCGUCUCAAAUUUUGUCAAUACAAUGGAAACUAUAAGUGAACAAAUGAGAACUAGAGGAAAUGGAGUAGCAGCUACAGGCACUGGACCAAAUGCUAGCUAUGGACUUGGCCAAUGCUAUGGUGAUCUUUCAUUACCCGACUGUGUCUUAUGUUUCUCUGAAGCGCGAACUGUUUUUCCCAAUUGCUUCCCUAGUAACAAGGCGCGAAUUUAUCUUGAUGGUUGCUUUAUGCGAGCGGACAAUUACAACUUCUAUGACCAGUAUUUUGGUCCAGAGGACAGGCAUGUAUGCGGAAACAGGACGACAAAGGGUUCAUUGUUCCAGCAGAAUGCUAGGCGAGCCAUUCAGCAAGCAGUUGCAAAUGCACCGAGUAACAAUGGUUACGCACGUGCUCAAGUGUCAGUGCCCGGGUCUUCCACCAUGACAGCUUAUGUUCUCGCUGAUUGUUGGAAGACUGUGAGUGCAAACUCCUGCGCAGCGUGUUUGCAAAAUGCAUCUGCAUCCAUGCUGGGAUGCUUGCCUUGGUCAGAAGGUAGAGCUCUGUACACUGGAUGCUUCAUUAGGUAUUCUGAUACAAAUUUUCUCAAUGCUAUUUCUACCAGUAGAGGCUCAUCAAGAGGAAAAGUUGCAGUCAUUGUCAUUGUUGUUGUUAGUUCCUUUGUCGUUUUGGGAGUAGGUGCUUUCAUUGGUAUUGGUGUCUGGAAGAACAAACAAAUCCAGAAGAAGAGAAAAGGGGCAAAUGAUGCUGAGAAAUUAGUGAAGAUCCUUCAUGACAUCAGCUUAAACUUCAAGUAUUCGACUCUUGACAAAGCCACAGGGUCAUUUGAUGAGGCCAACAAGAUUGGGCAAGGUGGAUUUGGCACGGUUUAUAAGGGUGUUUUGGCAGAUGGGAGAGAGAUUGCUGUCAAAAGGCUAUUCUUCAACAACAAACACAGAGCUGCAGAUUUUUAUAACGAGGUUAACAUAAUCAGUAGCGUUGAGCACAAAAAUUUGAUAAGAUUAUUGGGAUGCAGCUGCUCAGGACCAGAAAGCUUUCUUGUAUACGAGUUCCUCCCUAACCAGAGUCUUGAUCGCUUCAUAUUUGACCCUACCAAAGGUAAAGAUCUAAAUUGGGAGAAAAGAUUUAAGAUAAUUAUAGGGACUGCAGAAGGUUUGGUAUACCUACACGAGAACACAAGGACACGAAUAAUUCAUAGAGACAUAAAAGCAAGCAAUAUCCUGUUGGACUCGAAGCUCCGUGCAAAGAUUGCUGAUUUUGGGUUGGCCAGGUCAUUCCAAGAAGACAUAAGUCACAUAAGCACUGCCAUUGCUGGCACAUUAGGAUAUAUGGCUCCAGAAUACUUGGCACAUGGCCAAUUGACAGAAAAAGCAGAUGUUUACAGCUUUGGAGUUCUUCUAAUGGAAAUUGUUACUGGAAGACAAAAUAACAGGAGCAUAAAUGAUGAAAAUACAAAAAGCUUAGUUUCCAUUGUGUGGGAUUACUAUCAACGCGGUAUAGUGGAGGAACUAUUCGAUCCAAAUCUCAUGUUGCACAACUACAACACCAUCAAUGUGAAAAAUGAGGUCGCGAGAGUUUUGCAUGUGGGGCUUCUGUGCACUCAAGAGAUCCAAACACUACGUCCAUCCAUGUCUAUGGCAUUACAGAUGAUCCUCGAGAAAGAAGAAGAGUUGCCGGCUCCUACUAAUCCACCAUUUGUUGAUGAGAACACCAUGGAACUGCAUGGGGCUUGGGAGAAAUAUCCGCUUAGUCAAGGUGAUUCUAGUUCGAUUGCCAACUUAUCUCAUAGUUCUUUUUACCCCAGAUGAUGAUAUUCCAAUGCCCUGAAACUGAUGCAAAAAUUAUAAGCAUCAUUUCGCCUCAUGCUCUUGACGAUCAUCAUGAUCGAGAAGUUAGUUAUAACAACAAUUGUGAAUCAGUUCCAAACAAAAGUUGGGGUCGGCUAUCUGAAUUCUCAAUUCCAUUUAAGCUUCGUUAGCACAGGAAUAUGAUUGUAUAGGAUCUCCUUCAUGGAAAAGGAUUGUAAUGUAGUAUGUAUAAAUAUGGCUCAGUGUAAUAACAUAGUUUGUGUCUUAAUAAUA